Trematosphaeria pertusa is the source of this 2031-nucleotide messenger RNA. RefSeq lists its product as uncharacterized. The transcript is spliced from 3 exons. Gene Ontology annotation, molecular function: histone deacetylase activity. NCBI's taxonomy places the organism in Eukaryota, Fungi, Ascomycota, Dothideomycetes, Pleosporales, Trematosphaeriaceae. The coding region runs from base 1 to 2031 and encodes 676 amino acids. The record is from RefSeq and is a predicted model, not a curated record.
AUGGCCAAUUACGAUUCAGAUGGCGACGAGGGCGUGGCCACCGAGUCCAGCGACUCUUCCUACGCCGACAACGAGAGCAGCGGCGGCGAAUACACAGAUGACAACCUAAGAGAAGAGUACGAGCAGGCACAACAGAAGCCGGAGAAGGCUGCAUUUACGAACACCGGCACUCGUUCAUCGGCGCGCAAGAACAAGUGGGUUAUUAAGGAUAUCCCCGUCCGACCCACCCCACCUGCGAGGCCCAAGAAGAAGACCAAAAACGCGCAGAGGUCGCGUGCUAGAGCGUCGUCUACCCCGGACGCUUUCGACCCUAUUAUUCGGGCUCGCUGGGAAAGGCGCCGCUUCGAAGAACUCAAGCCUCAUUCAUUCACUAACCCUUUUAUCCCAACCAACGACGACGUGCAACGGUGGGUAGCUGACGGGACACCCCAAAGACUCCCGUACCCAAAGAGAUUCACCCAGGUACCCAAGCUCGACCCUGUUGUGGGGAAGUCUGCCAUGCGAGUCCCCGGCUACGGCACGCCAUCCAAUGGACACUCGGGCCCCAUUGUCGAGCAUUACAUGUCGCCAGAUGAUCAAGUCUUCGCCGCAGAUUUCCAGUCGUUCAAGAUCCUUAGCGAUAACGAGAAGCGGCAGAUAAUCGCGCGCGAGGCCGAGGAGUACGGGAUGGAGAAACCCAAAGGCUACAGCGUCUCCUUUCACUACAACCCGCAUGUUGAAUACCACCACUUCGGGAGUAGUCAUCCCAUGAAGCCGUGGCGCUUGACUCUCACCAAGCAGCUCGUCCUGGCCUAUGGGCUAGAGUACUGCAUGGAGUUGUACGAACCAAGGCCAGCAACCUUCGACGAGCUGGCCAUUUUCCAUGACCGCGAGUACCUUUCAUUCCUCAGCAACGUCACGCCUCAGAAUGCGAAACCGGAUGACCCUGCAUACCUCUCUUUCGGCUUUGGUGGCGAAUCCAACGACUGCCCUGUCUUUGACGGCCUGUGGAACUAUGUUUCAAUCUACAGUGGCGCUUCUAUGAAUGCAGCCUGGAACUUGCUGAACAAGCAAUCCGACAUCGCCAUCAACUGGUCCGGCGGCCUGCAUCACGCGAAGAAGAACGUUGCAUCGGGCUUCUGCUACAUCAAUGACAUCGUCCUCGCCAUCCAGCUUCUACUUACGCAAAACCAACGCGUGCUAUACAUCGACAUCGACGUCCACCACGGCGACGGCGUCGAGGCCGCCUUCGAGUCCACAGACCGCGUCUUCACUCUUUCGUACCAUAAGUUCGGUAUCGAUAGAAACGGUUACCCCUUCUUUCCUGGCACGGGUAAUAUCAAUGAGAUGGGGCCAACGGAUCCGACGAAUCGUGGCAAAGGUCACAGCCUCAACAUCCCGAUUGACGACGGCAUCGACGACGACCAGUACAAGUGGCUCUUUAAAACUAUCACCGGCGCUGUAAUCAACAAGUAUAACCCAACGGCUAUCGUUAUGCAAUCUGGGGCCGAUUCGCUUGGCGGAGAUAGGCUUGGUAGGUUCAACCUCAACAUCAAGGCGCACGGUUUCUGCGUCGAGACGGUCAAGAGCUACGGGCGGCCGCUUCUCCUUAUUGGCGGAGGCGGCUACACCCCGCGCAACGUCGCGCGCACCUGGUGCCAUGAAACGUCGGUUUGCGUUGGCGCGGAACUACAUAGCAAGCUACCGGCCCACAUUCCCUACAUCCAAGCCUUCCAAGGCGAGGAGAAUGGUGGCGGUAUCCUGUACCCUGACCUGCACAACACGAAGCGCCAUGAAAACCUUAAUACGCCACAGAAGCUGCAGAAGCUGGUGGAGCAAGCCAUGGAGAACUUGCGGUACAUGGAGGGGGCACCUAGUGUCGUAGUUAACACGAGGGGAAUCACAGAGGAGCAGCUCAUGCGCAUACGCGAGGCAAUUGAUCGAGAGCUCGAGGAGGGGGAGCAGGAGAGGGAGACGCUGCUGAGUGUUGAGAACACUCGACGCAGGAGGGAGAGGAAUACUGGCGGCAGAGGUGAGCGAGGACUGAGAUAA